Molecule: messenger RNA, 2905 nt
Organism: Sapajus apella (tufted capuchin)
Lineage: Eukaryota; Metazoa; Chordata; Mammalia; Primates; Cebidae
Gene: GAL3ST2
Product: galactose-3-O-sulfotransferase 2
Exons: 4
Coding region: 311-1492 (393 amino acids)
Biological process (GO): glycoprotein biosynthetic process; glycolipid biosynthetic process
Cellular component (GO): membrane
Molecular function (GO): galactosylceramide sulfotransferase activity
Source: RefSeq, a predicted model, not a curated record
GAGUCGGGGGCAGGUCCUCCCAGGGCCUGGCGAACACAGGGGCCCAUCCAGGGUGCCCCAGACUCCAUCAGCCAGUUCUUCUCGAGAACAGAACAGUUAAGCCCAAGCCCUGGAUGGAGGUGUGGGGAGAGGGCGUGGCUCCCGCCCCGGCAGGCAGGUGAGCGUCUGGGGAUUCUUCAGUUCACUCUGCCCCGCAGCCUCACCCCAUCUGUGCCUGCGCCUCAGGGAGCCUAAGCCGGCAGGGGCGAGGCGGUGGGACCUCGGGGAGCUCAAGCCUCGGCUGUCCCCUCACUGGAGGCCUGAGGCCAAGAUGAUGUCCACACUGGGCGGCUUGCAGAGGUACUUCCGGGUCAUCCUCCUCCUCGUCGCCCUGAUACUGCUCCUGCUGGCUGGAUUCCUGCACACAGACUUGGAGCUGCUCAUACCCCUGUUUGGCGGUCAGGCCAAGGGGCCGCCCGUCACCAACAUCAUGUUCCUGAAGACGCACAAAACGGCCAGCAGCACGGUGCUCAACAUCCUCUACCGCUUCGCGGAGACCCACAACCUCUCCGUGGCUCUGCCCGCUGGCCGGCACGUCCACCUCGGCUACCCCUGGUUCUUCCUGGCGCGCUACGUGGAAGGUGUAGCGUCGCAGCAGCGAUUCAACAUCAUGUGCAACCACCUGAGGUUCAACCUGCCUGAGGUGCAGAAAGUCAUGCCCAACGACACCUUCUACUUCUCCAUCCUGAGAAACCCCGUGUUCCAGCUGGAGUCCUCCUUCAUCUACUACAAAACCUACGCGCCCGCCUUCCAGCGCGCCCCGAGCCUGGACGCGUUCCUGGCCUCGCCGCAGACGUUCUACAACGACAGCCACCUCCUCAGAAACGUCUACGCCAAGAACAACAUGUGGUUCGACUUCGGCUUCAACCCCAACGCGCCGGCCGAGGAGGGCUACGUGCGCGCGCGCAUCGCGGAGGUGGAGCAGCGCUUCCAGCUGGUGCUCAUUGCCGAGCACUUGGACGAGUCCCUGGUGCUGCUGCGGCGCCGGCUGCGCUGGGCGCUGGACGACGUGGUGGCCUUCAGGCUCAACUCCCGCAGCGCGCGCUCCGUGACCCGCCUGGCGCCCGAGACCCGGGAGCGCGCGCAGCGCUGGUGCGCGCUGGACUGGCGCCUGUACCAGCAUUUCAACCGCAGCCUCUGGGGGCAGCUGCGCGCCGAGCUGGGCCCACGGCGGCUGCGCGGGGAGGUGGCGCGGCUCCGGGCGCGGAGGCGCGAACUCGCGGUCCUGUGCCUGCAGGACGGCGGCGCGCCCCAGAACCGGACGCAGAUCCACGACCCGGGCCUGCGCCCGUACCAGCCCGGCGCGGCCGACAUCCUGGGCUACAACCUCAGGCCAGGCCUGGACAACCGGACGCAGCGCGUGUGUCAGCGGCUGGUGACGCCCGAGCUCCAGUACAUGGCCCACCUGUACUCCCUGCAGUUCCCGGAGAAGCCCCCCAAGAACAUCCCGUAGAGCGGGGAGCGUACAGGGGCGGGGGCGGGGGCCUCCAGCUGACGCCAGCCCCUGUCUCCGCAGCUGGGAAGCCCAGGCUGGCCGGCCCCUGCUCUAAAAUGAAGAGGACGGAGACCCCAGUGAAGAGCCGCCCCCCCACCUCCGCGAUCCGCCCAGACCCCUCCCAGAGAGGGUCCUGAGCCCAGGUGGAAGCCCCACCUGGCCCGAGGCUGUGCCUCAGUUCACCGAAUAGAACUGAACACGAAGGCGGGGGAGUGAGGGAUGCUUGACCACAGGCCAGCACGCUGCUGGGCAGAACUCCAUGCCCGUGACCCCGGUUCUCUUGAGGUUCCUGGCACUGGGGCUGUGGGUUCUCGGAGGAACUCAGAGUGUCUCCUCUGGAUUUCUCAGCCCUGUCAACAAGGUGCUGGUCCCAGAGACAUGCGCAGGCACAGGCAGUGCGGCAAAGACCCAGGCGCAGCCCUGCAGCCAGUGAUGGAAGCCUGUGGAAACAGCUCCCAUCUUUGGCUAUAGGAGGUUUACUUCUGAUGGAAGGACGUUUUCCACAGAGAAAUGGGACAGCUGCUCAAAAGACGGGUUGAGGUCGAGCUCAACUCCACGGCCUCUGCUGUCGGUCACAAAUGCCGGUGGAGAAGAGGACAUCCGACUCGCCAAACGAGGCGGGAGUGGUUGGGGCUCCACACACCCACUGUUGCCUUGGAGGUGGUGUCGGGUGUGAUGCCAGAGGGUAGCUGUGGGCACUGUCUUUGUCAUUGAUCUGGAGAGGCAGAGCCUCCUUGCUGGCAGGACGUGAUCCUGGCUGCCGGGGGUGGGGGAAGUUUAACCGGUAAAGGGGUGCACACAUGGGGACAAGCCAGUGCCUGGAGCACCCAGGAAACGCACCUACCUGGCAGCACGUUCGAAAGGCCACCGUCCCUCCCUCAGCCUAGGGACCUCUGCAGGCCACCCUCCCCCACUCAGCCCAGGGACCCCUGCAGGCCACCCUCCCCCACUCAGCCCAGGGACCCCUGCAGGCCAUCCUCCACCCCUCAGCCCAGGGACCCCUGCAGGCCACCCUCCCCCACUCAGCCCAGGGACCCCUGCAGCCCACCCUCCACCCCUCAGCCCAGGGACCCCUGCAGUCCACCCUCCACCCCUCAGCCCAGGGACCUCUGCAGGCCACCCUCCACCCCUCAGCCCAGGGACCCCUGCAGGCCACCCUCCCUCACUCAGCCCAGGGACCCCUUCAGGCCACCCUCCAGGGAGGGCACAGUAGGGCAUUCCGCCGGGUAAGGGGAAAGCAGGCGCUGGAUGAGCCCACGGGCCAAUGACAGGAGUCCCAGAAGACAGAAGAGACCACAAAUGAGAAGGCAGGUCACACGGAGAUCAAAACGUUCCCGGCCAAACCCAGGGCCUGGCUGCUUAUUCCGGAAG